AUAAAUAAAAAAUAGACUGUCAACUGACAUGACUUUACAGUUCUUAAAAAUUGUUUGUUCUUAAAAAUAUUUUUUAUAAUUGUUCGAAUAAUAAUCGUGUUAACUUUAUUAGUAACAGAAUAAAUUAAUAAAUUAAUAAAUAAAUGGUGAAUUUAUUAAAUAAUAAACAAAAUAAUGUAUUAAGAAGUUAUAUGUGUUUAUUUAUGUGUGUUUUUUUUUUCAAGUAAAUUUAAAUAAUGAAAAUGUGGCGUGAAAUAUUGAUAUGUUUUGUGUUCACAUGUGAAGUUGUUUUUGGACAAUCUGAAGUGUUGUUUGAAGGUGAUCCCUGCAAAGCUGAUGACGGUAGUACGGCGUCUUGUACUCAUAUCUCUAACUGCAUGGAGGCAGUCAAUGCAGUAAAAAACAGAAGACCUUUCAAAUUAUUUUGUCUGCAGAUUUGUUCGUUUAACGCAACGGAUCCUAUAGUAUGCUGCUUGAGAACAAAGAUGGGAACAAACACAACAGCAGAACGACAUUCAAAAGACGACUAUUGUAAUUUGUAUGGCAACAUGACUGCAGUACAAAUAGGACGGAAGGCUUUGGACAAGUGCCGGCAGUACCAGCAAGAGAUAUGUCCAUGCAGACUGAUCAGAGUCAAGAGAGACGAUGACGGUGACUAUAAUGCAGUCAAGGAGCCUGAGGUCGUCCACGGAGUAGACUCUAAACCGAAUGAAUUCACCAACAUGGCCUUGCUUGGCUACGGUGACAAUGUCUCGACAGCGCAGUGGUCGUGUGGAGGCAGCGUGAUCAGCGAGCGAUAUAUCCUCACCGCCGGACACUGCAUCAGCGGGAGGGACAUAGGCAACGUAACUUUUGCGGCCCUGGGUAUACUGGCGCGCUCAGAUAUCGUCGAGAACUUGGUGUAUAAAGUGAAGAGGAUCAUACCGUACCCUGAAUACAAGCCACCGAGCAAGUACCACGACAUCGCACUGUUGAAGACGGAGCGCGACAUCAUGUUCUCGCAACGAAUCCAGCCGGCCUGUUUGGACGUGGUCGGUAGUGUGCCGGACGGUAAUGGCGUUACGACCACCGGUUGGGGCGUGCUGGGCCGCGGGGCUGACACUGCCAAUAUUCUUCAGAAGACAGAACUGUUCCAGUUCUCCAAGGAGGAGUGCUCCUCCAAGUACAAACCUAACCGCUUACUGAAGCGAGGCAUCGACCACAGCACGCAGAUGUGCUAUGGACACCGGGAGAGACCCACCGACACUUGCCCGGGCGACAGCGGCGGGCCUCUGCUGAUCACAAACAAGUUCCUCUGUCUCCACUCCAUCAUCGGAGUGACCUCGUUCGGGUCCGCUUGCGGUAUUAUGGGCACGCCCGGGGUCUACACUAGGCUGCUUGCUUACCUGCCCUGGAUAGAGAGUGUCGUGUGGCCUUAACUAUUAUCAUAUCAGCUGUUGUAUCACUGCAUAGGCCUCUUUCUUGGGAGGGUUUGUCAGUGGCCAGCACUGACAAACCCUCCCAAUUAAAAAAUUAGGAGAACUGGCAACCGCAGUUAGGCUUUGGUGAUGUUUUAAGAGAGACGCUGCUGCCCAUCCCUCGAGCUUUAAGUUCUCUUAUGUGCCUCUUACGACACCUAUUGGAAUGGAAGGGGCGGACCAUUCUAUGCCGGGAGCACACGGCUAAAUAUUAUGUUUUUUUUUUCUAAAUAAAUGAAUAUAAAUUUUUAGAAUUUUUUUUGACCCUGGUUAUCACACUAAUUUUUAAUAUUCGAAAUGGCAUACAAGCUGCCGGUGCAGCUGAUGGAGAGUGGUAACCGUCGCCUAUAGACAUGAGCAGUACCAUGGACGUAAUAGAGUAUACUGUUUCGCCCAUGAUACCCCCAUGCGUUGCCAUUCCUGAGGACUCAGGUAUUAUUCCUCUGUACCCAGUAAAUUCACGCCAUAUCCCACCCUUCAAACCGAAACACAGCCAUGCAAACACAACUGCUUCGCGGUUGAAACACGAAUCGGACAGAGGUACCCAAGCAAUUGACUUUUGUACAGUCUCCCUCUGGUACCUUUAUUAUCCUUUAAAAAAAGAUAUCUGGUAGUUACUUAUAGGUCGAAAAACAAGUUUGUGUUUGUAAUUGUUCGCGACAUUGUAAUCAUUUGUAUAGUUAUAACGAUAUUUUAUAGUUAUUUGUUAGCAUAAAUCAUUAGUUUUUUAAUCGUUUUAAAUUGUUAAUUUUACAUAGAUUUUUACGAUGUAUCUAUAGCUCGUAAGUUGAAUAAAACAUUUUUAUUGUGUCUUAUCAUUAUUACCCGUAAAUAGAAUAAGAAAGAAAUUGUAAAAAUAAUAGAAAUAAGGAUAAUUGUACAAAUAAAUAGACGCCGAAACGGUGCCACUCUGAAGAGUAACGCGUCCCUCUCACACUCGCCCCGUCCCGCUCGCACAGACUCGCUAAUGUGAGUUGGUACAUGUUGUCGUGCGACCGGGCGGGUAUAAAGAUAGGCCGCCUACCGCCGAGCGGCAUGCUCUGCACUCCCCAACCGAUAAGAAAUAGGACAGAAACUCUUCAGAACGGAACCGGGGCUUCAAGAAAAGGAA
This is a messenger RNA of Galleria mellonella (greater wax moth), 2568 nucleotides long. RefSeq names its product serine protease snake-like. Gene Ontology annotation, biological process: proteolysis. Gene Ontology annotation, molecular function: serine-type endopeptidase activity. The record is from RefSeq and is a predicted model, not a curated record. Lineage: Eukaryota; Metazoa; Arthropoda; Insecta; Lepidoptera; Pyralidae. The transcript is spliced from 10 exons. Bases 237 to 1418 code for a protein of 393 amino acids.